AUGAAUCAACCCAGCCCAGAAAUCAUCGACACCACGCUGCAAGUCAGCGCUCUAGUCGACUGGCUCCAAACCCACCACAACCCAUCAAACCCAUCAUCGCCCAUUAUAUAUCUUGAUCUCGAAGGCGUACCCUUAUCCCGCUCAGGCUCCAUUUCCAUUCUAACCAUCUUCCUUCCGUCCUCCGCACGUAUCUUUCUCAUCGACAUGCACACACUCGGCGCACUGGCCUUCACCACCCCCAGUUCCCAGGGCAAAACGCUCAAGCAUGUUCUUGAAGACAGUCAGAUCACCAAGGUCUUCUUCGACGUACGCAAUGAUUCCGACGCGUUGUACGCGCACUAUGGCGUUGCGCUGCAGUGCGUCGAAGACGUGCAGCUUAUGGAGAGCGCGGCGCGCGAAAAGACUGCGUUACGCAGGACAGUCAUAGGGCUGGCGAGGUGCGUGGAGAAGAAUUGCAGCGCCACGUCUACCUGGCAAGCUGCGAAAUCAAGGGGCGAAAAGUUGUUUAAGCCUGAGCUGGGUGGGUCGUAUGAGGUGUUCAAUCAGCGCCCGAUUCCCGCUGACAUUGUCGCGUAUUGUGCCGGUGACGUGGGAUGUCUGGUGCAAUUAAGAGAGGUGUUUUGUCAGGGGAAGGGGCAGGAGUGGCGGGAUUUGGUGAGGGAUGAAGCGGGCAGACGCGUUGCUGAGUCACAGAGAGCGGAUUAUAGGCCACAUGGGCGGGAGAAAGCGUUAGCGCCGUGGAAGGCGGAGCAGAAUGCGAGAUUUGAUGAGUUGAAUGGUGAAGGUGGCAUGACUAUCAAUGAGGAAAUGAGCAUUUCGGUCGUUUGGAUAUUGGACUGA
Molecule: messenger RNA, 840 nt
Organism: Parastagonospora nodorum SN15
Lineage: Eukaryota; Fungi; Ascomycota; Dothideomycetes; Pleosporales; Phaeosphaeriaceae
Exons: 2
Coding region: 1-840 (279 amino acids)
Biological process (GO): nucleobase-containing compound metabolic process
Molecular function (GO): 3'-5' exonuclease activity; nucleic acid binding
Source: RefSeq, a predicted model, not a curated record